AUGGGUCGAUGGGGAUGGCGUCUGUUCGAAGGCGAUCAGGACCUUGACAUCGUUCUCUCCUUGUCCCACGACGGUCUAGGCAUCAAGACCGGUGACUGGGAACACCGGUUGAGUACGAUGGUUCAUCAAACCGACAUGCUGGCACCACAGGAGGCCGUCGCUCUCUACAGCACUCCUGAAUAUGCCCACUCGCUAGCCAAUGUCAUAGUCCCGUACGUCCGCCAGAGGCUCGACACUGACAACCUCGGAGAACGGAUGUUCGCUGCCAGUCGUGCCAUGGAAUCGGAGCGGGACGAUCUUUUCCAAGAGUCCAAGUACCGCACUAUUAUCUUCGGUGCUCGCAUCAACGCAGCGGAUCUACAGCAUCUACGUGAUCUAGUGCCCCAAGUCAACUGCACCUCCCGUCGAACAAUCUUUGAGGACCAUGGCUUUAGAAGUCCAGGAAAGGCUCAGUUCCUGGCUGCCUUGGAUCACUAUCAGCCUGGCGUUGCACGUAGCUUCCAGGAGCCUAGCUGCUUCAAGUGUGGAAAAAUCGAGGACGACAUCGGUCACAAGCCUCUGCAAUGCAAGAAGUGCAAAGUCGCGACGUACUGCAGCAAGGACUGCCAGCGUGACCAGUGGCGUGAGCACCGAGUGAGCUGCAUUCCCCCGGGACAACGCCGGAUGCUGAACGUCUGA
Molecule: messenger RNA, 678 nt
Organism: Penicillium expansum
Lineage: Eukaryota; Fungi; Ascomycota; Eurotiomycetes; Eurotiales; Aspergillaceae
Product: zinc finger MYND domain-containing protein
Exons: 4
Coding region: 1-678 (225 amino acids)
Source: RefSeq, a predicted model, not a curated record